This is a messenger RNA of Chenopodium quinoa (quinoa), 1076 nucleotides long. RefSeq names its product cytochrome c oxidase subunit 5b-1, mitochondrial-like. Lineage: Eukaryota; Viridiplantae; Streptophyta; Magnoliopsida; Caryophyllales; Amaranthaceae. The record is from RefSeq and is a predicted model, not a curated record. Bases 252 to 767 code for a protein of 171 amino acids. Gene Ontology annotation, cellular component: mitochondrial envelope. Gene Ontology annotation, biological process: mitochondrial electron transport, cytochrome c to oxygen. The transcript has 6 exons.
ACUCAAACAACUGCAACCCAAAUCAAGCCCCACCCAGCCCAACCCCAAGGAAACAGCCGCCCUCCCUUCCUCCACACCCAUUUUCUCUCCUCAUUUCCACCCAAACAGAAGGCAACUCACCCAAAAACUAAGAGAGAGAAAAUUCACCAAUUUCCCCCAAUUCAAUUUCCAGAUCAAUUCAUCGAUUCACCAUCUUCAACAAUCAGGGCGUGACCUAAGAUCCAGAACACAAUUCAAUCAAUCAAUCAAUCAUGUGGCGAAGACUUGUUUUCUCUCACCUCAAAACCCUUUCUUCUUCUUCCGCCAUUGUUAAACCUUCAUUUUCUUCUCUUUCUCAUCGUCUUCCUGCUGCUUCCUCCGCUGUUAGAUCCUCUUCAUUUCUUCUCUCUCGUCGCCAUUUCUCCGCUGAAGCCGAGGUUUCAAAGCCUAAGGUUGAAGAUGUAAUGCCCAUUGCUACUGGCCAUGAGCGUGAAGAGCUUGAAGCUGAGCUGCAGGGGAAGGAUAUUCUGGAGAUUAACCACCCUUCGGGUCCUUUCGGCACCAAGGAAAAUCCAGCUAUUGUUAAGUCUGUCUUUGACAAAAGAAUUGUUGGAUGUCCAGGUGGCGAAGGAGAGGAUGAACAUGAUGUUGUCUGGUUUUGGCUCGAGAAAGACAAGCCAUAUGAGUGUCCAGUCUGCACACAAUACUUCCAGUUGGAAGUUGUUGGCGAUGGCGGUGACCCCGAAGGGCAUGAUGAAGAUGAAGGCGAACACCACCACCACCAUUGAUUGUAGUUUACGAUUUUAGUGACAUAAUAAGAUCUGGUGAGACAAUGAGACAAGUUCUGUGAAACUUCUGCUGCUGCUUUCCAAUUGAAAAGCUAAAAAGCUUGUUUGUUUUUUGAUGGUACCUUAGACGGAUGCUUGUUGGUAACAAUUUAGCCCGCUGCUCUAUUUUUGAGAGAAAUACGAAAAAGUUGUUUCUUUACCAUUGAGCUGGUAAUUGGAAGUAUAACUUUCAUUCAUGGUCUUUGUUGCUUGGGCGAAUAAUCCAUUGAUCCUUUUGCUGCAUCACUCGAAGAAAAUCCAGUUUGAAAA